Effrenium voratum is the source of this 369-nucleotide messenger RNA. The record is from the annotation of a GenBank genome assembly. Lineage: Eukaryota; Dinophyceae; Suessiales; Symbiodiniaceae.
AUGGGUCGCACGCCGCGGGAACCUUCGCCCACUCCUAGCGCAGGUGCCAGCGAGGCCUCCCAGAAGGAGGAGGCGCAGCCCAAGCAGACUGCCAAUGGGGAGGCCGGCUCUCCUGACCCCGCGCCCGCGCCGAAACCUGCGCCGGCGCCGGAAAAGAAACCGGUGCCCAAGGCGGCGCCCAAGGCGGAGCCCCAGGCGGCGGCAGACAUCGACAACCUCUUCAGCGACUUCGACGCCGUGCUUUCGGGCGCCGGCGCCUCCGCCUCCGCCUCUGCCGCAGGCUCAAAAGGAGGGUACGAGUCCAAGGCAGCAGCCAAGGACACGCUGGCGGAGGUUGACGACUUUCUGAAGGAGUUGGAUGGCACUUGA